Molecule: messenger RNA, 4084 nt
Organism: Plutella xylostella (diamondback moth)
Lineage: Eukaryota; Metazoa; Arthropoda; Insecta; Lepidoptera; Plutellidae
Gene: jub
Product: LIM domain-containing protein jub
Biological process (GO): response to hypoxia; regulation of DNA-templated transcription; negative regulation of hippo signaling
Cellular component (GO): transcription regulator complex; adherens junction; nucleus
Molecular function (GO): transcription corepressor activity
Source: RefSeq, a predicted model, not a curated record
UGUGUGUUUGGUUUUUUGAUGGCAAGCGAGAAGAAAAUCAAGUUUCGAUAAUUUUUUUGUAAAGAUGAUUCACUACAAUUACAAAGUGUGUUAGUGAUAGUUAUCUUGCUUUUCUGAUUUGUUUUAGUUAUAAAAAUGGAUCCCUCAAGGAGAAAUAACGCUGAAGACCAGCGUUGUAUACUUGGGCUCCAAGAUUUGAAAAUAUCCAACAAUGAGGAGGACGGUACUGAGCAGGCGCACAGCGUUGCAACUUCGAAAACAAAUAACACCCUCAGCAAAUCACGGCCAGUGGGCGCGAUCGAGAGCUUUGUGUUGGAUAACGGCACGCAAAAUAAUCGCCAGGACUAUAGCUUCUACGAGCGCUCCAAUGUGAUUGCAUCCUCCAAGUUUGCCACACCAAAACGUGUGGAAACAAUAGUGUCGAGCAACAAACGUGAUAUAAACAGUGCUUCUAUCUCUGGCAGUCCGACACGUUCUAUCGACUCACUAUCGCAGAGGUCGCUCAGUUAUCAGACCGACGAUCUGUAUGAGAUUCCUGUAGCCCCGCCGAGCCAGCAGUUCGUGCCCCCAGUGUACGAGAACGUAGAGUACUACGGCGACCAGCGGCCGGCGCCGCCGCCCUUCUACCACCAGCUGUACCAGGCAGGCCCCGCGGCUCCCGGCGGCCCCUACCAGCCCGCACCGCCCGGCGAGCGCCUGUACCAGCCCGCGCCCCCGCCCUGUGACCACCCCCUUUACCAGCCAACACCGCCGCCGCCCACCGACAACUACUACGACACGCGCUACAGCAAGGCGCAGCCCCAGGUGCCCGUCAGCUCUAAGGUCAAGCUUGUCAACCCCUCAGUCUAUGAGAAUAUGCUAUGUGCUGAACCAGGAAAGAAAAGUGACUUUAAACCAUCACAAGCAAUUAAUGAUCAGAGGUACAUUCAACAAGGAUCAGUCCCUGGGCCCCAGGUGCCCCAUAUUGCCAGCAGCAGGAGUAUGUCACAAAUGUCAAUGAAUGACAAAGGAAUCAAUGAUGUCCCACCCCCUCCUCCCUAUAAUGUUACACAUGAGAACCCGGGUAGUGAUUACACUAUUAUGAAGUCGGCUCCACCUAAAUACUCAGAUGUGAGCAUGCUAGUAAACAAAGAAAACACUUUAAAAAAGGUUGCUCCAGUUCCUUCUACAGCUGUGUAUGCCUCCAUAGCUCCCAGUGCUCAAAGGCCUAAAGCUAACAUAGCCACUGAGGUGCAGACUGCUACUUCUGCUGCCCCUAAGUUCUACCAUGCAAAACCUCCAGUUUCCAGUAGUAUGAGUAAGGACAAGCCAAUGAAUGGUAGCUAUAAUGUGAAGCCCACUGUGGUAAAUAGUAAAAUGCAUAUUAUUGAAGACACAAAUGGUUCAGACUAUGUCUGUAUGACUGGAGGCUCCUCCGUGUCGGCAGUGACUGCAGCAGGACGAGACAAUGUGUCACUGGCUUCUGAGUCAAUAAGUUCCAGACAUUUAGUAUCUGGGCUAACAACUUACUCUCCGGCCCAGUCCCCAGCACCUAGUCCUACACCAAGUUCAGUGUCACAAUUGUCUGGAGGAUCUCGGGGCUCUGGGGGGCGUGGCAAGAGUCUGCUGCCAUACAGCAUCACACCGCCGCGCCCGCCGGGCCCCAGUGAGGCCCAGCGCAAGAUCGAGGAACUCACUAGACAGCUAGAAGAAGAAAUGGAAAGACAGGAUGAGGAAGGAGAAUAUUUUGGAAUCUGCCACACGUGUGGCGCGGGCGUGACGGGCGCGGGGCAGGCGUGCCAGGCCAUGGGCAACCUGUACCACACCAACUGCUUCAUCUGCUGCUCGUGCGGGCGCGCGCUCCGCGGCAAGGCAUUCUACAAUGUGCACGGGAAGGUCUACUGUGAAGAGGACUACUUGUAUUCUGGCUUCCAACAAACCGCCGAGAAGUGUGCUAUUUGUGGUCAUCUCAUUAUGGAAAUGAUUCUCCAAGCGAUGGGCAAGUCGUACCACCCGGGCUGCUUCCGCUGCUGCGUGUGCAACGAGUGCCUGGACGGCGUGCCGUUCACCGUGGACGUGGACAACAAGAUCUACUGCGUCAACGACUACCACCGCAUGUUCGCGCCCAAGUGCGCUAGCUGCGGGAAAGGUAUAACCCCAGUAGAGGGCACGGACGAGACAGUGCGCGUGGUGUCCAUGGACCGGGACUUCCACGUGGAUUGCUACAUGUGCUGCGUGUGCGGCAUGCAGCUCACCGACGAGCCCGACAAGCGGUGCUAUCCUUUAGCCGGCAAGCUGAUGUGCCGCGCGUGCCACCUGACCACCAUCGGCGCGUCGGGCGGGCCGGGGCUGGCGCAGCCGCCGCGCCUGUCGCCCGCCUCCUACCAGUACAUGGGGUAGCCGGGCGUGGUAACUAUAGGUGAUGAUGACGAUUAUUAGCGAGCUAAGUCAGAAGGUAACCUAAUGCCAAUUUUUUUACCAUUAGAAUGAGCAAUGAGAAACUAAUUGGUAUCGAAACAGUCGCAUUCACCUUUUUAACUCAUAAAGUCUUAUAGACUUGGUUAUGUAUGGAAGCGCAGUGGUGGUUUCUAAGCGCGCGACUAAAAGUGGUAUUGGGUUACCCCUCUGAAAACGCUUACGUAUUGAGCAGAUUUAUAUCAAUAAGGAAGGAGUUAGGACUAUGGCUACAGCGGCCACAUGCAGUGAUAUAUUAACCGUUAUCUAUACAUUUAUAAUUAUUACACCUGUAUAAGGUACGCGCAUUUUGCCUAGGAAUAGAAGAACUUUAUUAACAUUUAAUCUUUAAUUAUGUUGACGUGUGUAGCUCUGAUUGCAUAACUAUGAAAAUAAAGGCUCUAAAAUUGCUUUAAUAAUGGAUUAUUUUAUACCAUGACAAUGAGGUUUAGCCCUCGACGUUUCACAAAAGUAAUGUUAUACAAAUUAGUUAUUGUGAUGUUUGAAGAGAGGACAAGUUAGCACUCGUUAAAUGGAGGCUAAAACUCUUUAAGAUUUGAUAUUAGAAAUAUACUGUUUUAGACAUAAAUUAUAAGUAAUGUUAUAAUUUUAUGUAUAUCUGUUAAAAAAGUGUAACUUAUAGUAAAUUUUAUUUCUUGAAUACCAACUCCAACGAAUUCAUGCAUCUCACGCUAAAAAUUAAGCUGUCACUGCCAGAACCCCAAACACUAGUGUGAAAAUGGUAUCAUUUCUGUAUAAAUAGUAGUCUAUGAUUGUUAUAAUAUCAUAACUGGUAACUAAAACCUAAUAACAAACAGAUUGAUGCCUGUUCCAUUGUGAUCAUUAUAGAACAAGUUUUAGUAUUUUUAAAUCACUGUUAUCGAAGCUUCACAUCAAAAUGACAUGGCAUUUAUUUAUUUGUAACUGUAAUAGUUAAUAUCUCUAUGAAUCAGCGUUAUUCAGAAUAGAAUAUGUAUGUGUUUGAAAUUUCGUAACAUACAUUUUUACCUAAAUGCUCAUCAUAAUGUAAUAAUUUAAAGACUAAUGCGGCUGUAAGCAUACACGGCUUUAUAUUUACGGAUAUGGUUCAAAAUAUGUCUGCCAUACAUAACAUUUAGAAACUAAUAGGAAUUGGAUAAAAUAUUAUGAAAUACCUGCUUUAUAAUUAUAUUGUAUGUUAAUUGUAGAAGUAUUGCAUUUAAUAAUAAUUGUACCGGGAUUUGAUUAUAUUCAUAGAAUGUAUAUAAAGGAAGAACAUCUUGACAUAUGUGGUAAAUACAUGAAUUUCCAAUGUUUUGAAAAUAAUUAUUACUCACUAAACGUAAGGAAUUGCCAAAAUGUUUCUCCUAAAAGGUUUGUACUGUUGUCAUUCAUCUAAAGUGAAAUGAUAAAAUGGCCCAUGUUAUAAAAUGCAUUUACACAUUUUAAUAUAAAUAAGUACACUAUGAGUUUGUAAUGUACAAACUGAAGCAUUCCAGUUAAGUACUGUAUUGUUUGUACUUAAAACAGUUAUAUUUAGUUCAUUAAUAUUUGUAAAUUUUGAUUUAAAAUGUGAUUAUUUGAUACCUACAUCAUAUAAGAUAGAGCAGAUUUUGUUAAGGAAUACUUUUAUUAUUUAAAUACUUUUUAAACAAUAAAUCAUUCAAAAUAU